Messenger RNA from Rhinocladiella mackenziei CBS 650.93, 1677 nucleotides. RefSeq lists its product as uncharacterized. Gene Ontology annotation, biological process: transmembrane transport. The record is from RefSeq and is a predicted model, not a curated record. The transcript is spliced from 2 exons. Gene Ontology annotation, molecular function: transmembrane transporter activity. NCBI's taxonomy places the organism in Eukaryota, Fungi, Ascomycota, Eurotiomycetes, Chaetothyriales, Herpotrichiellaceae. The coding region runs from base 1 to 1677 and encodes 558 amino acids.
AUGGAAUACGAGGAGGUUCUGCCGGGCACACGCCGCCUUUUCGAUGCUGAAGGACGUCCUCUGCCCGAGGACUUGGGCCUGAAAAAGCAUGGCGAUAUUGUCCUCGUACCUCAGCCCACCGACUCACCAAAUGACCCCCUACACUGGUCUCUGCCUCAUAAAAUCUGGCACAGCUCACUGGUUUGUUUUGUUACGGCUCUGACAGCUGCUACUUCAAACGAUGCUGGCGCUGCGCAAUACAAUGAAAAUCUCGAGCUCGGAAUCAGCUAUGGUUCGUUCAAUACUGGGGCUGGGGUGUUGUUCGUCGGAAUUGGCUAUUGGACCUUGCUUUCUUCCCCAGCCGUUUACCUCUAUGGCCGCCGCAUCCUCUAUCUUAUCGGCAUGCUCUUUGGAGUGAUUGGAGGUAUAUGGUUUGCUAGGGGCCAAACCACCAGCGAUGCAAUUUGGAAUCAACUUUUUGUUGGUGCUUCCGAGUCCGUGGCGGAAGCCACGGUUCAAUUGUCAUUGAUGGAUCUCUGGUUUCAACACCAACGCGGCUCUGUUCUAGGCGUCUACGUGUUGGCGACGAGUGUUGGAACAUAUUUGGGACCCUUGAUUGCUAGUUAUAUCGCCGACAGCAGUCUCAAUUGGAGAUGGAUUGGAUGGUUCGGUGCAAUCUUCUCCGGUGCUACCUUUCUUGUCUUCCUCUUCGGGCUGGAAGAAACAACUUUUCGCAGAGACAAAUAUUUGAUCAACAAUGGUGACAGAUAUCUGAUUGAUGGCGUCGAUCGGGCCAGCGGUGAGAAUUCCGAGGGCUCUGGAGCCGAUCAAGGAGAUAAAGAAGAGAUCGUUCAUGAUCCCCAGCAGACAGGCGUGUCUCCCAACCUAGAACGGCAAAUCGCCAGUGAGGAAAGGAAGAAGACUUAUUGCCAACGCAUUGCCAUCAUAACCCCCGCUCCAAAUUUACGUGGGAUAGGAUUCAAACAAUAUUUUCAGCGUCUCUUUCAUACACUUCGAAUCUUCACGUUUCCAGCCGUCCUCUACUCUGGUCUCCAGUGGGGAGCUCAAGAUGCCUGGCUUACCUUUUAUUUGACGGUCGAAGAAGAUACCUGGUAUGGACCGCCGUGGAAUUAUAGUGAUGCAGCAGAUGGCAAUAUGAACAUUCCUUGUCUGAUAGGAGCAGUCAUCGGAUGCCUUUACGGUGGCUGGUUUAGCGACAAAUUCCUGCUGUGGAUGGCAAAGCGGAAUGGUGGUGUGAUGGAAGCGGAGCAACGACUCUGGCUGAUGUUUCCCUGUGCAGCUAUCUUUCCCACUGGUCUCUGGAUCUUUGGGAUUGGCACCAGCUACGGAUGGGCAUGGCCUGGUCCAUACAUUGGUCUCGGCUUCAUUGGAUUUGGCUGGGGUUGUGUCGGCGACUUGAGCAUGGCUUAUCUCAUGGAUGCGUAUCCAGACAUGGUACUGGAAGGGAUGGUGGGUGUUGCGACAAUUAACAACUCCAUUGCACUCAUAUUCACUUUCACGGCUUCCCAUUGGCUCGAUGCCAGUGGCAUUCGCAAUACCUUUAUUGCUAUUGGGGUUUUGGCCUUUGUGUUCAUAAUGACGACCGUGCCGAUGAUUAUCUGGGGUAAGAAGGCUCGACGUCGGACUCGGGAGAGAUAUCAGCGAUUUUUGGAGAUUCGUGAUGGCCUUUCGACAUAG